Phialemonium atrogriseum is the source of this 3651-nucleotide messenger RNA. RefSeq names its product ras guanine nucleotide exchange factor domain-containing protein. The record is from RefSeq and is a predicted model, not a curated record. Gene Ontology annotation, molecular function: protein binding; guanyl-nucleotide exchange factor activity. Lineage: Eukaryota; Fungi; Ascomycota; Sordariomycetes; Cephalothecales; Cephalothecaceae. Bases 1 to 3651 code for a protein of 1216 amino acids. Gene Ontology annotation, cellular component: plasma membrane. Gene Ontology annotation, biological process: positive regulation of GTPase activity; Ras protein signal transduction. The transcript has 2 exons.
AUGGGAACGCUGAGCGAGCCAGCUAUGCGAUCGAGCCUUCAAGUGGCUCCGCUCACCAUCCAAAAGUCGUGCUCAGAGUCGAUCGGCAAUGGCUACGACGCAAUCGCGAGCACGAACCCUUACUCUCAGUCAGAGAUGACCCCUCCAACGACCCCGAACGGGUCACAAGAAGACCUGAAUGCCACACCGGAUCCUCCACCAAUGUUCCAUAACUUCCUGCGGGCAUUCUACCCUUUCCACCCGAGCUAUUCCAUGAGCGACUCCACGGUGACACUACCGCUCAACGAAGGGGACGUCAUCCUCGUGCAUUCGAUCCACACGAACGGUUGGGCAGAUGGUACACUUCUGGUGUCAGGGGCCCGAGGAUGGCUGCCAACAAACUAUUGCGAGGCUUACGACCCCGAGGAAAUGAAGAAUCUGCUGAAAGCUUUGCUGAAUUUCUGGGACCUGCUGCGAAGUACCGCGGUCAACGAUAGCGAGAUCUUCGGCAACCAGGAAUUCAUGAAGGGUAUCAUCGCUGGUGUGCGAUACCUCCUGGAGAGCACACAGUGUCUGACAAGAGAAUCGGUCACCAUACACAGGCAUGAUGGCCUCAGACGCAGUCGGAAAAGCUUACUAUCAGAGUUGUCGUCCUUGGUAAAGACUGCCAAGCGAUUACAGGAAACCCAGAAAAUGGAGGACCCCAUCGAGGAUGUGAACGAUAUUGUGGAUGAGAUGGUUCUUCGGGCAUUCAAGAUCGUCACCAAGGGCGUCCGGUUCUUGGAUAUCUUGGACGACGACAGGAGAUCUCGGGCACCCGCAGUGGCCGUCAUGGCGACUGUGCUCGAAGAGGCGUGCAUCCCUCCAACGCCACCCGCGGAUUCGACCUCGUUCGAGCACAAUCACCACCAGGCCUACGAUGCAGGCUCCCGAGGUGUAGGGGACGGAGCUGCAGGUUACACGACCUCGUUCGAAAUUAGCGAGGCUACACAAACAAGUGCGCCCACCGGCAAACGCCUCUCGACUAUUUGCUCGUCAGCGAGUACGAGUACAAAUGCGCGUCGGCUGUCCCAGAACAAUUCAUUGCAGGUCAAUCGCCUGUCGUCUACCAUCUCACACCGGGUCAGCUUGGCUGGGCCGUCGCUCCUCUCACGGCCGCAAAAUCUCGUCUCAGAGCGCCUGAGCUCUCGCCACGACACAUUCCUUACUUGCUUCGCCUCCUUGAUCGGACGCCUGCAUCUCCAGUCCCAAUCCCGCCCGCACUUGGCCCUCGCAAUCAAGCAAUCCGCUUCCUCGGGAGGAGAGCUCCUGGUGGUGGUUGAUGUUGUCUGCGCCCGCAACCCCUUCGGCUCCGAGACACUAGAUCCGUUCCGCGUGACCAUGUAUGACCGCUUCCACGACCUCGUUUGCGCUGCACGGGACAUCCUCAGCAACACGGGCACCGAGUUCGAUGACGUGCUUCUGCCACAGGACAGCAGCCGCCUGCUAGGAGCUGCGACUGGGUGUGUCAUCGCCACCGGCGACUGUGUCCACAAGACGAAGGCGAUUAUCGAGAGGAUAGGGGAUUUCGAGUUCGAGUUCGACAAUGGCAGCCUCAGUAUCGACCUCGAUCUGAGCUGCCUGGAUGAUAUUCAGGAGGAGAGGGAGAGGUCAGUAGCGGCGAGCGAAUGCGCGAGUAUUGCCGAUUCCUGCGUGUCACAGUCGCCAACCACGUCAACUGCGUCAACCACGCCCAUGACACCUGCCCACAGGCCCGCCUUGUCCGUUGACAAACCGCUCCCGGAAGUACCCCAGAUCACCCAACCUGUCGAGGCGCCGGCCCAACUGCAGUACUCGCCACCUGAAUCUCAAGCGCAGUCUAUGGUUGUCGAGGAGACCGCCUCGAGUAUGGUCUCGUCUGUCUCGUCUGUCUCGUCUGUCUCGUCGCUGCGACCCGCACUCCCACCACUACCCAAGAUCUCGACAUCUCUGCUGCCGCGGGAGGACUACAGUCCAACGGAACCGUCCUCGAGCCACGAGAGCGAAUUCCCCUCGUCGUUCCGGUCCGAGAGCAUGACUGCUUCGAGCUCUGGCUCCAGUGCGUAUCUCAGCCGGGACUCGGAGUCCAUUGUUGUGUCACAGAGCUCGACCCGUGCCACCACUCCUGAGAUCACUCUUGUGCCAAAGAACCAACCGUCGCUCUCCGAGCUCAGCACGGCCGGGAGCUCCACCCUCGCCGAAGAGGUGGAGGAGGUUGAGUCGAAGCUUCUUGAGAAAACGUAUGCCCACGAGCUGAUCUUCAACAAGGAGGGCCAGGUGACGGGGGGCUCGCUACCGGCGCUCGUCGAACGGUUGACCACGCACGAGGCCACUCCCGAUGCCAUGUUCGUCUCGACCUUCUACCUCACGUUCCGACUCUUCUGCACUCCCAGAGAGCUGGCAGAGGCACUGAUUUACCGCUUCGAUUAUGUCGGCGAGUCGCCUCACACCGCCAGCGCCGUCCGCUUGAGGGUGUACAACGUCUUCAAGGGAUGGCUCGAGUCGCACUGGCGAGACGAGACGGACCGCGACGUCCUGGGUCUCAUCCAGCCAUUUGCCGAGUUCAAGCUGGGCUCCAUCCUCCCUUCGGCCGGCAAGCGGCUGCUGGAGCUGAGUGAACGGGUCACGUCCACCGACGGCAGCCUGGUCCCUCGCCUCGUCUCGUCGAUGGGCAAGACCAAUACCUCCAUCUCUCAGUACAUCCCCGCCGACACGCCGCUCCCGGUGCCCAUUGUCUCCAAAAGCUCGACCUACGCCCUCGGCAACUGGAAGAUGGGGGGCACUUGCCCGACCAUCCUGGACUUCGAACCCCUCGAGAUUGCGCGCCAGCUGACCAUCAAGCAAAUGACCGUCUUCUGCUCCAUCUUGCCGGAGGAGCUGCUGGGCUCGCAGUGGAUGAAGAACAGUGGCGCUGACUCGCCAAACGUGAAGGCCAUGUCGUCCUUCUCGACCGACCUGUCCAACCUCGUCGCCGACACCAUCCUGCUCCACAGCGAGGUCAAGAGGCGGGCCGCCGUGAUCAAGCACUGGAUCAAGAUUGCUCACCAAUGCCUCGAACUCAACAAUUACGACGCGCUCAUGGCCAUCAUCUGCUCACUCAACAGCAGCACUAUCACGCGCCUGCGCAAGACAUGGGACGUCAUCAGCCCGAAGCGACGCGAGAUGUUGAAGUUGCUCCAGGCCAUCGUCGAGCCCAGCCAGAACAACAAGGUCCUGCGUGCCCGUCUCCAAGGCCAUGUGCCACCUUGCCUGCCGUUCCUGGGCAUGUUCUUGACCGACUUGACCUUUGUCGACAUUGGAAACCCGGCGACCAAGACCAACGACGCGGGCCUCGCCGUAAUUAAUUUCGACAAGCACAUGCGCACCGCCAAGAUCAUUGGCGAGCUUCAACGCUUCCAGAUCCCCUACAGGCUCACAGAGCUUCCUGACCUGCAGGAGUGGUUCCAGUACCAGAUCAGCCGCGUCCGCGAACUGGAGGCGCCGGGAAGCAACGUGCAGGUCUCGUACUAUCGCAAGAGCCUGUUGCUUGAACCCCGCGAGACUCAGGUUCUCCGCACCCCAGUCGAAGCGCCAGCUGCCGCCGGUUCCGUUGCCAACGGCAUGUUUGGCUGGAUGAGAGGCAACAGCCAAACCGCGGUAUCCACACAAACAUGA